GCUCUUUUGGUCGAGAAGUGAGUGUGUAGCAGAGAUGUCUGGUCGCGGAAAGGGAGGCAAAGGCUUGGGAAAAGGUGGCGCCAAGAGGCACCGGAAAGUGCUUCGCGAUAACAUUCAGGGCAUCACCAAGCCGGCGAUCCGCCGUCUGGCUCGUCGCGGAGGCGUGAAGCGUAUUUCGGGUCUGAUCUAUGAGGAGACUCGCGGCGUCCUGAAGGUCUUUUUGGAGAACGUGAUCCGGGAUGCCGUGACCUACACCGAGCACGCCAAGAGGAAGACGGUCACCGCCAUGGACGUGGUCUAUGCCUUGAAGCGCCAGGGCCGCACCCUCUACGGCUUCGGCGGCUAAGUUUCUUUGCUGCUAAUUCUGCUCCUAAAAGGUCCUUUUAAGGGCCGCCUCCAUUGUCUAAAAAGGGCUGUCCCACUUCGUGUGUAAAAAACUGCAAAAUACAAAA
This is a messenger RNA of Python bivittatus (Burmese python), 452 nucleotides long. Its product is annotated as histone H4. The record is from RefSeq and is a predicted model, not a curated record. Gene Ontology annotation, molecular function: structural constituent of chromatin; protein heterodimerization activity; DNA binding. NCBI's taxonomy places the organism in Eukaryota, Metazoa, Chordata, Lepidosauria, Squamata, Pythonidae. Gene Ontology annotation, cellular component: nucleosome.